Trichomonas vaginalis G3 is the source of this 870-nucleotide messenger RNA. RefSeq lists its product as uncharacterized. The record is from RefSeq and is a predicted model, not a curated record. The transcript has a single exon. Bases 1 to 870 code for a protein of 289 amino acids. NCBI's taxonomy places the organism in Eukaryota, Parabasalia, Trichomonadida, Trichomonadidae.
AUGAGAGGAAGGAAGAAAUUAGGAUUCCGAGGACGUCGACGUGAAGGCCAUGAUCAUGGUGAUGACCUGAGAUCGGUCGCUGAGUACGAAUAUGGCGAAAAAACAUAUACACAGGCAGAAAUUGAACAAGCGAUUGUAAACGCCAAACAUCCUUUCGAAGAUUUCGGUUUGAUUGAAUCGAAGGCACUAACUCCAUCACAGCGCGCAAUUACAAGUUGUAUAGAGAUAAAUGGAGAGUAUGCAUCUGAAGAAAUCUUAUUAAACUUUUUACAGACCCACUGGAAUUUCAUUGGGAAAAUGAAUAUAAAAUUGCCUAACAAUAUGCCAGAUACCAGAAUAUUGCAUAUAAAUCUUGCCGUUAAAAAGAAACAAUUGCCUUUAUUUGUUCAGAGUCCAAAUGACCCAUUGGUAUGGACUGUAAAUAAAAAUCCAGAAGCUGAUAAGGCCACAACAAAAUCGUCAGCUGAAGAUGUUGAAAGUGAACAAACAAUACCUCCAUCUGAAUCUGAAAAUUUCUCCGAGACACCUCAACAACUAUUUCAAGAUGUAAUAUAUCAAAUCGUUUAUGAUUCACCCGAAGGAAUCACUCAGGAAAAAAUAUAUAAUGAAGCCAAACCGUUUCAUAGGUGUCCUGGAAUAUUUUCGAAUUUACCUCUUAACCGAAGAGUGAAAGCUACCUUGCUUUUCUUGAAAUCAUCGAUGAAAGUUUUUGAACUGAACGGAUGUUGGUCAUGCAAUGGUUAUAUUCCGUUGGCUUUAUCUAAAAAUGUUGAUAAAAUGUGUAUUAAGACCGAUGAUUCGCUUGGAAAGCUCUCUAGUCUUUCUAUCGAAGAUCUGUAUAAUUUAUUGAAACAAAGGAAUGUUUAUUAA